This is a messenger RNA of Paramecium octaurelia, 2390 nucleotides long. NCBI's taxonomy places the organism in Eukaryota, Ciliophora, Oligohymenophorea, Peniculida, Parameciidae. The record is from the annotation of a GenBank genome assembly.
CUUGUCAUAUGUUUAAUUUGUUAUUGUUUAGUAUUGUGAACGCAAUAGAAGUUAGUAUUUCUAAUAUGGACAGUGCUAUUAUAGACAUCGUCUGGUGUGGUGCUCAUAAUCAGUCUAAUGACAAUGUAUUCAAUGACUCCCUAAUUAUUUUAGAUCUUAGUUAUGAGUUCAAAAGGAACAAUCUAUUUAAGUUAGGAUAACGGAGAUGAUUGGUAGAAGUUGGCAGAAGUAUUCCACAGAAAGGGAUUGCUUGUAUUAUAGGAUGAAAAUGAAAAAGUAGGAGUAGUAAAUAAAAUAUAAAAAAGUCCAAUAGACCCACAAUUAAUAAUAUUCCUAGGAACAGAAUUUGUUAAUUGGAUAUCCCCUGAUUGUGGAUAGACAAUAAAUGCGAUAUAUACUGGCAGAUAAAUGAGGGAAUUUUAAUUUCACCCUAAGCGAAAAGAUUGGAUAUUAGCAUCUUCAUGGUCCAAGUGUCAAAUGAAAUAAAAGGAUUGUUAUGUAACUAAGGAUCUGAUGGUUAGUUAAGAUAUGGGUUUGAAUUGGGAAGUUAUUGCUAAAUAUGUAAAUUAAUAUUCAUGGGGAUUUAAAAGUCCUAAUAAUGAAGUAAUCCCAGAGGAGAGGAUAAUGAUUACUUAUGAGCCUAAUGGAAAGGGACAUUAAUAAUUGUCAGGGUGGAACAUGAAGACUCAUUUAUUUUAUAGUGAUGAUUUUAUGAAAACGAAAACGAUGUUAGUUAAUUAAGGCAAUAAAUUUCAAUUGACCCCUAAUCAUGUAUUUGUAGCUUAAGUUAUGAAUUCAUCCAAUCAAGAAGUUACAUUACUAGUAUCUGAAUCUGAUCAGUAUGAAUACAACUUUAGAUAUGUCCAAAUGCCAGACAUACUUAAAGAUCAUAGUUAUACCAUAGUUGAUUCCUAAUACGGAGCAUUUAUUAACAUUAAUCAUCUAAAACCCAGUUCGAUUAUGGGUACAACUUAUAUCUCAGAUUCAACCGCCUCCAGAUAUAGAAUCUCAUUAAAUUACACAGUGAGAACUGAAGAAGGAUAAUGUGAUUUUGAGAGAGUCUUGGGUUUGGAAGGAAUUUACAUUGCAAAUGUUUAUGCAUCAGAGCAAGCAGAAUUAUAUUAAUCUGAAAUUGAUGAGGACUCUCCAAGAAUAAAGGAAGGGGAUUUAAGCAAGUUUAAAUAAACUAAAAUUACUUUUGAUAAGGGAAGUAGAUGGUAAUCAUUGACACCACCUGUCGUUGAUUCUGAAGGUAAAAAGUUGUAAUGUGACUCUAAAUCAUGUUCUUUACAUUUGCACUCAGUUUCUACAAAAAUGUAAUUCGGUCCAUUUUAUUCAACCAAAAAUUCAAUCGGUUUGAUAUUAGGGACAGGAAACAUUGGAAAAUAUUUAAGUUAUAGACCAGAUCAAGUUAAUACUUACAUGUCAAGGGAUGGAGGGUUAACAUGGUUUGAAAUAGCCAAGGGAUCUCACAUUUAUGAAAUCGGGGAUCACGGUGGUGUCAUAGUAUUAGCAAGCGAUCAAUAAGCUACAAAAGUGCUGAAGUAUUCAUGGAAUGAAGGAUUGACCUGGGAGGUAUUCUAAUUUAGUGAACAACCGAUUGAAAUUACUAAUAUCAUAACUGAACCCUCUAAUAUUGGUACUAGAUUUAUCAUUUAUGGAACAUCAGAUUUAUUCAUAAAUGAAGAAAAUAUUGAAUAAGGAAAUAUUGUUAAAAUUGAUUUUUCUUAAAUUCAUGGUAGAGAAUGCACAGGAGAAGACUCACCAUCAAGUGAGAAUAGUGAUUAUGAGUUAUGGUCACCUACAGGUAAGAUUAAUCCAGAUUGUUUAAUGGGAAUGAGAGUAGAAUAUGUAAGAAGAAAGAGGGAUGCUAAAUGUUUUAAUGGAGAAGAUUUACAAAGGUAACAUUCAGUUCAAUAUUGUUAAUGUACUGAAGAAGAUUGGGAAUGUGAUCUCAAUUUCCAUAGAGAGAAUUCUGAUCCUAAUGCCAAAUGCAUUCCUUAUGAACUUUAUGAAUAAAACUUCGAAGCUCCUGAAAAUUGUGAAGAUUAUUACGAAGUCACUAGAGGUUAUCGUAGAGUGGCAGGUAACAAAUGUUAAGGUGGGGUUGAAUAUAAUCCAGUCAGACUAUUAUGUCCUGGAUUCAAAUUUUGGAAAUUCAGAAAUGUAAAUAUCAUAUCAUUAUCUAGAUUUGGGACUUUAUGUUAAUUUGUAUUUUUGCUGCCAUCGUCUAUUUUAUAUAUAAGAAUAGGCAUCAUUUCUCUAAGAAAUAGGAUCAUAAAAUGGAAUAACAAUAAUCGGCAAGAGCAUAUGGAUAAAAAAUGGUUGAAAGGGGACUAGGAUAUAGAGAAUUUGAUGAGGAUUUAAUUGAAGAGAAUCAAAAUGUGUGA